This is a messenger RNA of Galleria mellonella (greater wax moth), 1797 nucleotides long. RefSeq names its product CXXC-type zinc finger protein 1-like. The transcript has 10 exons. The coding region runs from base 181 to 1671 and encodes 496 amino acids. Gene Ontology annotation, molecular function: DNA binding; zinc ion binding. Gene Ontology annotation, cellular component: Set1C/COMPASS complex. The record is from RefSeq and is a predicted model, not a curated record. Lineage: Eukaryota; Metazoa; Arthropoda; Insecta; Lepidoptera; Pyralidae. Gene Ontology annotation, biological process: positive regulation of DNA-templated transcription.
AGUGCCGACUCUUUUAGUGCUAAAGUGCUUAUACCUUCUAUCAUUUCUUACAUCCUUUAAUAAUUUGUAUUCCAAAUUUCUAAUUAUUUUUGUAAUCAUUAAUUUGAAUUCAUAAUUGUAUGUUUAAAUUAAAAUUCGUGUAAAUUAUUUUUCAAUUAAUCACUUUACAAACAUACAAAAAUGAGUGACAAAAAGUAUAAGCAAAGUAAAGCUGACAUAGCUAAACAGUUUGACCUGCCAGAGAGGCAAUCAAAGAUAACCACGCUACUGAAUCAGGCUGGUCAAGCAUAUUGCAUAUGCAGAUCGUCCGAUAGUUCGCGAUUUAUGAUAGCAUGUGAUGCAUGUGAGGAGUGGUACCAUGGUGACUGUAUCAACAUAUCAGAAAGAGAGGCAAAAUACAUCAAGACCUACUUCUGUGACCGAUGCAGAGAAGAGGACCCCAGCCUCAAGACAAGGUUCAGGCCACAAAAAAGAGAAAAUGAGACAGAGUCAAGUCGAGAUGAUCGGAAAAAGAAACGGAAGGAGAAGGACCAUUCCGAGAACAAAUCAUCAAAAAGAGGUAGCACUAAGGAUGGUUGUGGUGAAUGUGAAGGCUGCCGACAAACACAUGAUUGUGGACACUGUGAUGCUUGCGAGGACAUGUACAAAUAUGGUGGCAGCAAUAAGUUGAAGUUGAAGUGCAAACAGCGUAUAUGUGUCAAGAGCAAGAAAACAUCUAGACAGUCGAGUACAAGAAUAAAGAAGAAACACCACGAGCGGGAGACCUAUGAGCCAGAGGAGUCGAUAUCUCACUUGCAGACCGCGGAGCCGCGCCAAUGCUACGGGCCGCAGUGUACACGUGCCGCCCAGUACGGCUCCAAGUACUGCUCCACGCAGUGCGGCAUGAGGCUCGCCACCGCCAGGAUAUAUCAGGUGCUCCCUCAACGUAUUCAAGAAUGGUCAUUAUCAAGUUGUGUGGCGGAGCAGAAGAACCGUAAGGCACUGGAAGGGGUCCGCUCGAGUAUGGCACGCGGGCAAGCCGCCCUCCGCGCCCUCGACCGGCAGCAUCACGAGCUCGAUGCAUUGGUCGCGCGGGCUCGUGGCGCCACCAUCACCCAAACCGACGAUAAGGAAGCGGACGACGAGACCUCCAUGUACUGCAUCACCUGCGGCCACGAGAUCCACUCGCGUACAGCCGUCAAGCACAUGGAGAAGUGUUUUAUGAAAUACGAAGCGCAGGCGUCGUUCGGCAGUCGGCAUAGGACCCGCAUUGAUGGACAGAGCACAUUCUGUGAUUACUACAAUCCUGUUAAUGGAACAUACUGUAAACGGCUUAGAGUAAUGUGUCCAGAACAUUUCAAAGACCCCAAAGUGAACGACACAGAUGUCUGUGGGUGCCCACUAGUACGGAACGUAUUUGAGCCCACGGGCGAAUUCUGUCGUGCCCCCAAAAAAUCGUGUUUGAAGCAUUACCAGUGGGAGAAGUUGCGACGCGCUGAGAUCGAUAUGGAGCGGGUUAGACAGUGGCUACGGCUGGAAGACCUUGUGGAACAAGAGAGAAGCAUCAGGCUUGCUAUGGCAUCUAGGGCUGGUGUACUGGGUCUCAUGCUGCACUCCACAUACAACCACGAGGUGAUGGAGCGCAUCACCAACAAAGUGAACGAGAAUGGAAAACUAAAGGACGGCUCUUGACAGCGGCACGAGCGGCCGCCCGCGCGUCCGCACAACACGGCGGUUCAGAAGAGCCAAGGAUCUUCUUAAUUAAAAUAUUACAUAUUAAAAUCUUAAUAUUAGUUGAAAUUAUAAAUAUACCAAUAA